UUCCUUGGUCUUCCCCCUUUGCCUCCUUAACCAUUUGCUCUUCUACCCUCGUAAUCCUUCAUCCUCUUUUGGGUAAACCAAAUCUAUGGGUUCUAGACUUCAUGCAAGGGAGAAGGAAACCAAAUCUGCACUUUUGCGUUCCCAACUGGAAUGGGGGGAAGAAAAAAGGGAGGCAAGGGGGGAGCGCAUUGCCAUCUAUAAAGAGACUCGCGGUGUCCUCAAGAUCUUCUUGGAGAACGUCAUCCGCACGGACACGGCCAGUCUCAGGCAUGGAUUCUAUCUUUACCGAAUGUGUAGAUUAGGUCUAGGGUGGGGGAUAUAUGUAAUUUGGGGAUGGAUUGGGUAAAUUAGAAAAAUGGUAGACGGCAUUGUUUAGGGCUUGUUUAGGAUUUUUGGGGCUUUAUUGUUGAUAUGAAAUGGUGGUGUGGACUAUCCAUAAUCUUUAUAUACUUAAGAUCUGCACUUGUGGGUGACUGAAUUUCCUGGUCACAAAGUGCACCUGAAUUAACUUCUGUUUUAAAUGAUAUUUUUUAUCACUCUUUCUUUUGUUUUCUUUCUAUGGAUGCUCGAUUACUGUGGCUUUAGAAUCUCUUCUUCUCAACUCUUUAGGUGAUUUUGGUUGAUUUUUUUCUUUUUUCUUUUUGGUCCAGAACGUAGCGAUUUUGGUUGAUUUUUUCAAAGAUAAAGAGGCACCACCAAACUUCUUGUUCCUUACUGCCCACCAGUUGUCGUUUCCCGGUAAUUGCCCUCAUCGGCGGGUGGUUGCUGGGAUCAGAGAGGAGUAAAAGAAAGAGAGAAAAGAGGAAAGAAGGAACUUGAAGAUAAGGGCGUUUUGGACAUUUACAUUAUAUUUUUUUACAGAUUAAAAUUAUUUAUAUAUUAAUGGUUUAAUUUAAUAAAUCACCUACUAAUUU
This is a messenger RNA of Rubroshorea leprosula, 914 nucleotides long. The record is from the annotation of a GenBank genome assembly. Lineage: Eukaryota; Viridiplantae; Streptophyta; Magnoliopsida; Malvales; Dipterocarpaceae.